AAUUUUGACUGUGAAAACGUUACCGCAAACAAAGCAAAACUCUUAUGGCCACCGCCGCCUCCAUUUCCCUCACUCUCCCCACACAAGCUCCCCGUCUCUCCACCUCGGUCGCCGCUCCUCUUCGAUCAAUUUGUAAUCUUCCUUUGGAUUCCCUCCGCUCUAACGUUUAUUCUCUUAGAAACCCCAACUUUCGAGUCUCUGCUUCUUCCAUGAGAAUCGGAACGCCGGAGAAAAUCUCCAAGACGUCGUUCCUUGACCGAAGGGAAAGUGGAUUCCUUCACUUCGUCAAAUAUCACGGCCUUGGAAACGACUUCAUUUUGGUUGAUAGUAGGGACUCGACAGAACCGAGGAUUACGCCAGAGCAAGCGGCGAAGUUGUGCGAUAGGAACUUUGGUAUAGGUGCUGAUGGAGUGAUUUUUGCAAUGCCGGGAGUCAACGGUACGGAUUAUACUAUGCGAAUCUUCAACUCUGAUGGCAGCGAGCCUGAGAUGUGUGGCAACGGUGUACGCUGCUUUGCCAGAUUCAUUGCUGAACUUGAGAAUUUACAUGGGAAGCAAAGUUUUACUGUGCAUACUGGUGCGGGUUUAAUUGUUCCUGAAAUUCAAGAAGAUGGGAAGGUUAAAGUUGAUAUGGGCGAACCAAUUCUUAAAGCAUUGGAUGUUCCUACAAAGUUACCAGCUAAUAAAGAUCAAGCUGUUGUUAAAUCUGAUCUUAAUGUAGAUGGAGUAAUUUGGAAUGUUACUUGCGUUAGUAUGGGAAAUCCACAUUGUAUAACUUUUGGCAACAAAGAAAGCCAGAAUUUGACUGUGGAUGAACUCAAUUUAGCAGCGAUUGGUCCUAAAUUUGAGCAGCAUGAAAUGUUCCCAGCUAGGACUAACACAGAAUUUGUGGAAGUUUUUUCUCACGAGCACUUGAAAAUGCGUGUAUGGGAGCGUGGAGCAGGAGCAACACUGGCUUGUGGAACCGGAGCUUGUGCUGUGGUUGUUGCUGCUGUUCUUGAAGGACGUGCCGGAAGGAGUUGCACGGUGGAUUUACCUGGAGGUCCGUUAGAGAUUGAAUGGAAGGAGGAAGACAAUCAUGUGUACAUGACAGGCCCGGCCGAAGCAGUGUUUUACGGAUCAGUUGCGGUGUGAUGAUUCUAAUAUUGCUAAGCUCAUGAAUUUUAUUUGAUUUGAGGCUUUUCCAUCAUUAACACGGUUGUUCUUUUGGUCAAAUAAUUGAUUACUUUCCUAGGUUGUUUUAA
Hibiscus syriacus is the source of this 1243-nucleotide messenger RNA. Its product is annotated as diaminopimelate epimerase, chloroplastic-like. Gene Ontology annotation, molecular function: diaminopimelate epimerase activity. NCBI's taxonomy places the organism in Eukaryota, Viridiplantae, Streptophyta, Magnoliopsida, Malvales, Malvaceae. The transcript has 9 exons. Gene Ontology annotation, cellular component: cytosol; cytoplasm. Bases 45 to 1133 code for a protein of 362 amino acids. The record is from RefSeq and is a predicted model, not a curated record.